GUGUGUGUGUGUGUGUGUGUAUGUAUAAGCUACAUAUAGUAUGUAUUGAAUGUUGUGUGUGCUGCUUAUGUAUGGUGCAGACAUUUUAUUUUGUAUUUGUUGCUAUAAUUGUGGUUAUUGCCUUAUUAUAAGCAUUUUCUUUUCUCUUUUUUUCUGUGUAACUGUUCAGAUGCAGCGAAAUUUAGUGUCUGUCUGUUCAUGUUUGUCUAUGAGGCAUGUACUGUAAGCACAAAUAAUAUUGAGUCUCAGUUUAAUUCUACCCAACAGAGUGUGUGUGUGUGUGUGUGUGUGUGUGUGUGUGUGUGUGUGUGUGUGUGUGUGUGUGUGUGUGCGCCCGUGCACAUGCGCUUGCGUGUUUGUGCGUGUGUGGACUGUCUCUGCACAUCUCCAUCAUCUUCACUCUGUGGGAACCUGGCCUCUGCUCUGAGCUACAGGCUUGUUUUUUUGUAACGGAAAUGUCAUACAAGCAUAUUUAUGUUAAAAUGAAAGUCCUUUAUAUGUAUAUAAGAUAAUGUUCAUUAUUUGGUGGCACAUUUUUGUUGUGUCAGGAUUUGUUAAUGCAGAUAUUUGUUUGGGUAAUAUCUUCCUGCCCUUUUCGAGAGAAUCUGUGGCAUUCAACAAGAGGUGAUCAAUGCCGAGAAAGAUGUUGAAUGGUACAUUUCCACAUCAUGCUUUUUACACUGUGACUAAUCCCUUCUCCUUCUCCCCUGGUCUACUCUCUGUCUGCCAUUUCUUUCUCUCGUCACUUCUCUCCCUUAUGUCCUCCUCUCUUUGCCAUUCCCCCAUCCUCUCUUUCUUUCCAUGCCUCUGCCAUCGUCCUCAGGCUCAUCCAGCUCUCAAAGCCUUUUUGUGUGGCUCUCUCAGCGGCACCUGCUCUACACUACUCUUCCAGCCUUUGGAUCUGGUCAAGACACGGCUGCAGACCCUACAGAACAAUGCCAAACUGGGUGCACCAAAGGUGGGGAUGUUCAACGUUUUAAUCAACGUUAUCAGGACAGAGAAUUUCUUCGGUCUGUGGAAGGGAGUUUCACCAUCAUUUGUGCGCUGCAUCCCUGGGGUGGGCAUCUACUUCAGCACCUUCUACUCCCUAAAGCAGCACUACUUCCUAGAGCGGGCACCCAACGCUGGCGAGGCUGUUCUGCUUGGAGCGGGUGCCAGAACUGUUGCUGGCGUCUGCAUGCUGCCAUUCACAGUCAUCAAGACACGCUUUGAGAGUGGCUGUUACAACUAUGUGAGUGUGGCAGGGGCUCUGAGGAGUGUGUAUGAGACGGAGGGAAUCAGGGCCCUGUUCUCAGGGCUGACUGCCACGCUGCUCCGAGAUGCUCCGUUCUCCGGCAUCUACGUCAUGUUCUACAGCCAGGCCAAGAAGGCGAUGCCUCAAGAGGUAACUUCGUCGCCCUAUGCUCCGCUGGUGAACUUUAGCUGUGGGGUGGUGGCAGGUGUCAUGGCGUCGCUGGCCACACAGCCAGCGGAUGUCGUGAAGACCCAUAUUCAAAUCAGCCCAUCCCACUGGAGCACAAGAGAUGCUGUCCGCUACAUCUACAUGGAGCACGGCAUGGGCGGGUUUUUCCGUGGGGCUGUACCCAGGUCUCUGAGACGCACUCUGAUGGCUGCCAUGGCUUGGACUGUCUACGAACAGCUGAUGGCAAGAAUGGGCCUCAAAUCCUGAAGAGCACAAGGGGUUGAGCCACAAUAAUGAAAUAUGAGGGGAUUAGGAUGUACAUUUGCUUCUCACUGAAAGCCCCAUGAAAGAAGAAAAGGGAGCCGACGAGCUGUGAACCAGCACUACCAAGAUUUUGAGACCAGGUGGAUAAAUGUAAAAGUGUGUGUGUGUGUGUGUGUGUGUGUGUGUGUGUGUGUGUGUGUGUGUGUGUGUGUGUAGUCAGUAGUCUGUGAGGGUGUUUGUUCUCCAGCACCAAUCCGCGUACAGUCUUUCUGUCUUUCAGCUUACAUAAGCAUUACCUCUCUGUCUAGCUCUAAGAACCAGACACACACUCUGUUUUGUUUUGUUGGUGUUGUCUUUUUAGCUAAAGCCGCCUUUAACACCGUCACAUUAAGCAAAUAUGAGAAAGGUUUAACACUUCCGUAUGUGUGUGUGUGUUAUUGAAAUGUUUAUGAAAAUGUGCCAGUUUGUGUCUGUAAGUCUAUAGUGACACUCCCUGCGGUGAAGUGAACUUACUCCUCCUGUGACUGUUUAUGUUUGGACAUCCUGAGGUCUGGCUGCCGAGGGUAUGUGACUGUGCUGGGCAGCAUUGUUUCCUUUGACAAGGUAUUUCAAAAUGCUGUCAAUACAAACGGGACUCUCAGCGAGCUGGUGUUCCGUACAUCUGCUGAGGUAACCAAAAGCAAAGCACUGCAGCAAAAGAAACUCUGGCUUCUGCCAUAUUUACAAAACUUGCCUAAGAUUGAGCAAUGCUUCUUACUUGCCAAUAACAAGCAUACUUUAUCUGCUUCUAUAUCUAAUUUGUUGCAGGCUCA
Messenger RNA from Perca flavescens (yellow perch), 2478 nucleotides. RefSeq names its product solute carrier family 25 member 38b (gene slc25a38b). Lineage: Eukaryota; Metazoa; Chordata; Actinopteri; Perciformes; Percidae. Gene Ontology annotation, molecular function: glycine transmembrane transporter activity. Bases 632 to 1669 code for a protein of 345 amino acids. The transcript has 6 exons. Gene Ontology annotation, biological process: glycine import into mitochondrion. Gene Ontology annotation, cellular component: mitochondrial inner membrane; mitochondrion. The record is from RefSeq and is a predicted model, not a curated record.